Molecule: messenger RNA, 438 nt
Organism: Staurois parvus
Lineage: Eukaryota; Metazoa; Chordata; Amphibia; Anura; Ranidae
Source: the annotation of a GenBank genome assembly
AUGAUGGGACUUGACUUUUCUGGAAAAUCCACAAUUUUAUAUAAACUUAAACUAAAUCAGACAGUAGAGACCUUUCCAACAGUUGGGUUCAAUGUGGAGUCCCUGGAAGUAGCUAAAAAUGUUUUUAUCACUGUAUGGGAUGUAGGAGGUCAAGACAAGCUGCGCCCCAACUGGAAAGAGUACCUGGAGGACACGGAUGUUCUCAUCUAUGUGGUGGACAGCAGUGACAAGGCCAGGAUUCCAGACGCCACUCUAGAAUUGCUGACUGUGUUGGACAAUGUAAAUAUGGCUAGAGUUCCUUUCUUGGUUUUGGCUAACAAACAGGAUGUACCUGAUGCUCUGUCCACUGAAGAGCUUAUGAACACACUUAAACUGGAAAAUUAUACGAUCGACCCUGGGAAAUACAAGGCUGCAGCGCAUACACUGGAGAAGGCUUGA